Schistosoma bovis is the source of this 2176-nucleotide messenger RNA. The record is from the annotation of a GenBank genome assembly. NCBI's taxonomy places the organism in Eukaryota, Metazoa, Platyhelminthes, Trematoda, Strigeidida, Schistosomatidae.
GUUUGAAAUUAUUGAAUGACAUAUGUAUGCUUCGUUCUAUGAUAGUAUUAUUCUAUCAUAUAUGGAUAUUUAUGAAAUUGUUAUACAUAACUACUUCAUAUCAUUUAUCAGAUAUUGAUAAUGAUCAUAUUGAAUUAACACAAUUAAUAAGUAAUGAUAAUCAAAUACGUAUUCGAUGCGAUGCUAAAAGUCGUAAUACAGUUGAAAGUUUAAUACUUUUAAGUUGUCCACUUAGUAAAACUGGUGUAUGUCGAGAAAAUUGUAUCAAUCCAUGUCCAGUAAAUGAAACAUCAACAAUUUGUAAUGAUGCAGUAACAUUGGCUAUUCCUAAAUGCAUUUAUCGAUCUAUGUCAAAUGAUCAUAUACAAAUUGAAUAUUUAAUACAUUUAAAUGCUAUUAAUGAGAAAGGACAAUGGUGGUGUACAUUUCGUGGGAAACGAUCUAAUUCUAUUGAAUUAGAUUCAUAUCAUAUUCGACAAAAAUUAACCACUACAAAUAUGAAAACAGUGAACAAAUAUGAUACAGUUAUAGAUAUUACAACUCCAAUAGAUAUUUCACCUAAUCUGAUACAACUAAUUAUUGGACUUGUUGGUGUUUCAAUCGCUUUCAAUAUAUUCUUUUUUGUACGAUGUUUUACUGUGAAAAAUUAUUUGAAAAAUCUUCAUAUCGGUCAUUCAAGAAAUAAUUGUCUUGAUCAACUACUCUGUAUAGAUCAACCAAGAAAAUUAUCACCAAAAACAAGACUAAAUUAUAUUCAACAUGUUAGUCCAUCGGAAACGCCAAAACUCACAGUGAAAUUAUCUACCACAGUAACUACAACAAUCUCAACUACAAAUGAACAAUGGACUGAACCAAUCAACCUGAUGACAAUGAUACAUAAUAAUCAUUCACCAUUUGUUUAUCAUAAAUCAAAUUCUAUUCCAUCAUCACCUACUACUAAUUAUCCUAUUCUACAUCAAAAUCCAUUACAAUAUACGCAACAAUAUUCAGGUUUACCACAAAAUUCAUUUUAUUCCAAGUAUCCAAUGCAUAAUUCAUUCAUUAAUCCUAAUCCUAAUAAUAAUGGUUCAUCAAUGGAAUUUAUUUACGAUGAAGUUCAUAAUUCAAUUUAUACAACAACCAAUAGUCAACCAAGUGAUCAUGAGAAAAGAAAAGACACUACAAAGUUUCAGAAAUUUCCUAAUAAUACAGUUCGAACUGUAUAUGAUAUUGGUGAUUGGCUUGUAGAUAAAUCUGGUCAAAUUUAUAUUCCAUAUGCACAAAUUACACCAAAACCUCAAAGAAUUAUAUUAAAUAAUUUUGAUUAUUCAACAUUAAGAAAAAAUGAUUUUUUUAAAAAUUCUCCCUUAUUAAAUACAAUUAUAAAUAAUCAACAACAAGAGCAACAACACCAACAAGAACGACAACAGCAACAUCAACAGGAACAACAACAGCACCAUCAACAAGAACAGCAACAGCACCACCAACAAGAACAGAAACAGCAGCAACAACAACCAUAUUCAUCAACAAUUCCAAUACAAACCAGAGAUCCAAAUUCGAUCAAUAAUAAUAAUAAUAAUAAUAAUCCGAUGAUCAGUUCUACUCUUAGUUUACCAUUGGUUCCAGUUAAUAUCACAAAGGAUGUAUCAUUCACUAAUGAACAAUUAUUUAUUCAAAAUAUUCCAAUUGAAGUCAAUGAAUUAGAUAAUGUUAUUGAACAAAAUGCUAAUUUAUCAAUCAAUAAAAACAAUAAACAAUCAAUCAACCAAAUCGAUUUAUUCAACCCACAAGUGUCAGAUCCAUUAAAUACUCAUCAAAAUAUUGAUCAAAAAUUCAUUACUAAUAAUAUCAAUACAACAAUUGAAUGGAAACCUUCAAUUAAAUUACUUUCACAUAAAACUACUAAACAAUUAAACGGGAAUUCUACACAUAAAAUAAAUGAAAAUCAUAAGAUUGCUGAUUUAGAGGAUUGGUCUAUGAUAGAUCAAGAUUAAUUAAUUUUUAAGAAAAAAUAAUGAUAAAUAUUACUGAAAUGUUUCUUCUUUUUUAUUUAGUUGACAUUAUAUUACUUUAUUAUAAAUAGUAGUCAAUUCUAUAAAUUGCAAAAAGUUUAGAAGUAAUAAAUUAAAUUGUUUGUUUUUUUUUGUCAAUUAAAAUAAUCCAUAGUGUGAUUGAAUAAGAAAAAGAGAAUUCAGUG